GUACCACAAAGUCUGUCCUAUUGCCGUCAUUAUGAACAAAGUUAUAGAAAAGCGGUUCUGAGCAACAAUGUCGAUGUAAUUGACCACGAAUGAUGUCAUGACUCGUGCCGUUUCUCGGUCACGACUACCAUUACUUCAAGAUACUAGAUAUAAACCAACUCUGUAAUCUACUGGGUACCUAAUCACUUGACUUGUCCGAGGUAUGAUUUAUGUUUAUACCACUAGAUGAUCAUAUCGCGAGAUUACCCAACUCACUUAGGUAUCCUUCAAUAUGACCGACUCACAGUUCCAAAAGGGACAUGAAGUCCCCGUAACUCACCAAGAAUUCCCCGGCAAGGAGCACAAGCUACCUCUGCAGGCCCAGUACGACACCCUACCCACCGACGAAGGCGGGUAUCAGAAGUACAAAGCCGCCGGCAAGCUCCAAGGCAAGAAAGCCGUGAUCACGGGCGGCGACUCAGGAAUCGGCCGGGCAACCGCAAUCCUAUUUGCCAUGGAAGGCGCAGACUCAUUCAUCGUCUACCUACCAGACGAGGAGAAGGACGCGCAGGAGACGAAGCGCAUGGUCGAGUCGCACGGGCGGCAAUGCCACCUCCUAUCCACCGACCUGACCAGCAGGGACAACUGCAAGAAAGUCGUCGAUGAGGCGCUGAAACAGCUAGGCGGCAUUGAUAUCUUGUUCAAUAACGCCGCGUAUCAAAUGGUGAAGAGCGACAUCCACGAGCUAAGCGAAGACCAAUGGCUACACACCUUCAACACAAACAUCCACCCCUACUUCUACCUCUCGAAGUACGCCCUCCCACACAUGUCCCGUGGGAGCACCAUAAUCAACAACGCCAGCAUAAACGCAUACAUCGGGCGUCCGGACCUGCUAGACUACACCUCGACGAAAGGGGCAGUAGUCUCCUUCACACGGGGGCUAAGCAACCAAUUCGUAGGCAAGGGCAUCCGAGUCAACGCCGUAGCGCCGGGGCCCGUGUGGACGCCACUGAUCCCCGCGACGAUGGACGACGGGGCGCAGGAGACGUUCACGAGCCCCAUGGGCCGGCCCGCGCAGCCGAGCGAGGUCGCUGCGUGUGUGGUGUUCCUCGCGGCGGCGGAUAGCUCGGCGAUUAGUGGCCAGACGAUCCAUUGUAACGGGGGUGUUAUUGUUAAUGGAUAAGUUGUUGCUCGAUCGUGUACCUAGGAUUGGGGAAAGGGUUUUUUUUGGCGUGGGUAUGGGACUAUACGAUAGGAAGGCUUCGUUCCGCUGCCGUAUCAACGAAUUAUGAGACUUAUGAUGAUAUCAUUUCGAUUUUUUCACCUACCUACCCAGGUAGGUAGAAUUACACGGCGAGGAAUUGAGCUAGUAGUUAUUAGCAAGCUAGUAUGGGGUCAUGCAACUAGUCGGAGUAACAAGCAUGCUAGAAAUAUGUUAUACUUUGAUAAUAGGUAUCUUGAUUUUUUUCCUGCUGA
Molecule: messenger RNA, 1455 nt
Organism: Annulohypoxylon maeteangense
Lineage: Eukaryota; Fungi; Ascomycota; Sordariomycetes; Xylariales; Hypoxylaceae
Product: NAD(P)-binding protein
Exons: 3
Coding region: 272-1162 (296 amino acids)
Molecular function (GO): oxidoreductase activity
Source: RefSeq, a predicted model, not a curated record